Messenger RNA from Hibiscus syriacus, 330 nucleotides. Its product is annotated as ethylene-responsive transcription factor ABR1-like. Bases 1 to 330 code for a protein of 109 amino acids. The transcript has 2 exons. Gene Ontology annotation, biological process: regulation of DNA-templated transcription; ethylene-activated signaling pathway. Gene Ontology annotation, molecular function: DNA-binding transcription factor activity. The record is from RefSeq and is a predicted model, not a curated record. Lineage: Eukaryota; Viridiplantae; Streptophyta; Magnoliopsida; Malvales; Malvaceae.
AUGCACCCUCCAUUUUCAUCUCAACCUGCACCAGUUUCAUCUCAAGUUGCAAGAAUUAUGCACCCUUCAUUUUCAUCUUUGUCUGCAUUAGUGUUUCCACCUUCAACAUCUUCUCAAACUUCAACAACCUCCAACAGAUCAAAUAGAGGAGUUAUUGAAGAAACUGCAAACGUUGUUGCACCAGCUCCGGUUGAAACUGGCGGUGAUGAGGCAUCAGCAUCAAACGGAGAAACCAACAAGCGGCGAAGAAGAUACCGAGGCGUUCGGCAAAGGCCAUGGGGGAAAUUGGCGAGGGAAAUACGUGAUCCGAACAAAGCAGCUCGAGUUUAA